GCGGUAGCUGGGCAGCGCCAGUGGUGUCGAGAGGAGUGAGCUACGAUGGUCAUCAUCAAGGAGUACCGUGUGGUUUUACCCUGUAGUGUUGAGGAGUAUCAAGUGGGACAGCUGUUCUCUGUGGCUGAAGCAAGUAAAAAUGAGACGGGUGGUGGUGAGGGCAUUGAGGUACUCAGGAAUGAGCCCUAUGAAAAAGAUGGAGAGAAAGGACAGUAUACACACAAAAUCUACCACUUAAAGAGUAAAGUCCCAGGGUUUGUCAGGCUGUUAGCCCCUGAAGGCUCCCUGGUAUUCCAUGAAAAAGCCUGGAAUGCCUACCCCUACUGCAGAACCAUUGUGACGAAUGAGUAUAUGAAAGACAAUUUCUUCAUUAAGAUUGAGACGUGGCACAAACCAGACCUUGGAACACAAGAAAAUGUGCACAAACUAGACUAUUCCACAUGGCAGAAUGUAACUGUUGUGCCCAUUGACAUCACAGACAGAAGUCAAGUGUCCUCUACUGACUACAAGCCAGAUGAGGAUCCCUACCUGUUCAAGUCCGUUAAGACGGGCAGAGGACCUCUUGGGCCCAACUGGAAGAAAGAGCUGGUUAGUAAGCCUGACUGCCCAAGGAUGUGCGCCUACAAACUGGUCACAGUCAAGUUCAAGUGGUGGGGCCUGCAGACCAAAGUAGAGAACUUGAUCCAUGAGCAAGAGAAGAGGAUCUUCACUAACUUUCACCGCCAGCUCUUCUGUUGGAUCGAUAAGUGGGUGGACCUGACUAUGGAUGAUAUCCGGCGGAUGGAGGCAGAGACACAGAGAGAGUUGGAUGAACUUCGCAAAAAGGGUGAAGUCCGAGGAACCAGUGCUGCAGACGAAUGAAAAGGCAACGGAUUUUAAACACCCACGAUGACAGCAGCGAUGGUCCUUCGGUGCCACUUUUUACCUUAACUGAUUCAGGCUGUGGAGGAUGGGGCACUGCUACCUGCAAUCAAUAGAGCGGAUCCCUGACUUGCACCCAAUCAUAGACAUUCUAUCCACUGAGGAAUUGAUUUCUAGAAACCAACACGAUCCUAGCUGAUAAGACUCUGGUUAAUUUUGAUCUCCUGAGCAGAGGAAGGCCAGGUAUCGGCAUCAUGUUAUUGACAAGACGAAGCCUUGAGCGAUAUGAAGAGGAGCUGCUUCCAAUAGAGAGAAUUUUUACAAAAGCAGUUUCAUUGGUUUGAUUCCACAGUGGCAGGUGUUGGACCAAAUAUUUCCCCUGUAUUAUUUCAGUUUUCCUUUUUCUUUUCUUUCUUUUGUUAAUGUUACCCUCCAAAACAUUCCUAUCAAGAUGAUGCCCUGUCUGACCUCCCUGUCUCCCUCCUUGGUUUUAACUGUACACACCGGCUCAGUGGUUUGCAUUCCCUGGCAUGAGUGUGUCUGUUUGUCAUACUCAUGUUCCUUCCUGCCACAGCCUCCAUUAAGAGAUUACUAACACCCUUGGCGCCUUGGCCCAUUGUAAUCCUUCCCCCAUCACCCCACCUUACCCAAAGCACUGCAUCUUAUUAGCACUGACAAUCAUGCCCGUACAGGUAUUCGCUCUAACUCCCGUACAGAUGUAAUAGAAACCCACACAUGCAUAUGACACAUAUACAUUGAGAACAUGAGGAUAAACAUGUGAAUUCAUUCUCACACAUACAAACACUUGCAGGUGUGGAUGCUUUUGCGGUGACUGAUCACUUAAAAGCUCAAGCUGGGCAGAUCCAUGCAAGCUUGUUCAGCUAAAGGAUGUUACUUUGGAAGUGUUUACAGCUCUGUUUUUUUUUUUUUUGUUUUUUGUUUUUUUCUCCCCUCCUCUUUCUCUUCUCCCCACACACUCCCUAUUCUGAAGACAUUCACACAUAACAUACAACACAGCAUUCACCUCCCUAACAGAUGUCCCCAGAGAAACUGCACUGAAAAACAGCCACAGAUGGUGCUACACCCCUCCGGCCUCUGUCACAAGCCAAACUGCACCGCACUGCUUGUCCCACCUCGCCCAGCCCAUCCCAGAGGCCCGUCUCACUCAUCUGGUUCUCCAAAGUUCUCUGACUCCAAAAGGCCUCUUCUUCUGCUUCAUUCUAGGUGUGUUUACAGAUUCAUAACUGCCUUAUCAGUUCCCAGUCAACACCAGCACCAUACACUGCUUGCCUUAAUCUCCUUACCCUUAUAUCUAUUGGACCUAUUAUACCUAUUGCAUCUCUGCUGCCAGCUAUUGCUCUAGCUACCUCCCUUGUUUCUGACUGACAACUUUCCUGACGCCUAAACAUUAGCACUGGCGAUUAGCUGCUGCUUGUUAGGAGUAAGUCUUGGCAGACAGCUUGAUGAGCAGAGUUGUUUUGUGAUGACUCUUUGUUUUCUUCAGGGUGUAAAAUUGCAUGUGAUUCCCUUGUAUUUUUUCUGAUACGUGUCAAAGCCUCGAGCAAGUGCCAUUCCUUCAGCAAGCAAAACUUUGUGCAUCAUGACCGUAACAGCCAGCGUGCACUGUUCCUGCUGCAAAGGGCUGCACAUUUACAUCUCUGCCUCACACCAGCCGUUUGAUGGAUACGCCACCUUCAUGACACUUUCAACUCCAUAGUGCACUUUCUCCCCAUAGGCUUCAGAAUCAUGUGGCACUGGCCUACAGUGUUGAUCAUCACUUGUGUUACAUACAUGUACAGUACAAGUGGUUUCCUCAUCUGAUUCUUACUGGUCUUCUUUGAGUGUUAGUGUUUUUGUUUUUUUUGUUUUUUCUGGUGUGUCAUUGUCUUAAAUUGUGCAACAGGAAUUAUGGAUUUAUUUUUAGAGAUCUAUUUUCCACAUUUUUAAGACGCUGAUAUAAUGAAAUCUUCUGGGUUCAUAUAUUCUAAUGUUUUUAUUUUCAGUCAGUCUCAUGAGGGAACGUGAUCACUUCCUCAGUAAUGGGUUAUUGGCUUGUCCAAAGAGCGUAAAUGGAUUUCUGAUAUGUUUACAUGUAUUCUGCGAUUGUAGGUUGUUGUUUUGUUUUUUUCUAAUAGGAAAAAUUGGAAGCAAAUUUCUGAGGCAACAUUUUUCAAAACAACAAAAUCUUCUCAGGUGAACAAUACCAUACAAGGAUCUUUUUGAUAUUGUUGCUCAUCAAAACCAUUGACUUCCUUUCACCAUUUCCUUUUCUGCGGGAAAUAUGGUGUUAGUUUCAGUAUGAUGGGAGGUGGUUGUGAUACAGUCUGGUCCAUUUUACUCCAGUAUAUGAGACAGCCCGUCGAUCUUUGUAACUGUACUGAGAUUGUGUGCGUGUGUUUUUCAAAGUGCGAAAAAAAAAAAAUUGUCUUCAGUGUAAUCAAUGUUUCCAAGUCUAUCUUAAUGAUUCCUGCUGUCUGUUGAAUAGAGAACCCAGUGGCUAAAGAGAAUAACGUAAAUCAAUGGUUUCAGUUUGCCAUCUGUCAAGACAGUGACAUAGGGGAGAGGAAGUAUUCACAAAGCAACUGUACAGUCUUAUCCUAAUUUAUGAAAUCUGCAACUGUUUAAUUUCUGGACCGCUUGCUUUUAAAUGUUUCUGAUCAGCUUUUGAAAUUCAGGGGACACGGUAGUGAAUGUAUGACAUUUUGUGCCUUUUCUUUCUGUAGAUCUUUGUGUGCCAUUAAGUCUUCAUAUUGUAUCUAAAUAUCAAAUAAAUUUUGUCUGGAAAAUAA
Seriola aureovittata is the source of this 3650-nucleotide messenger RNA. Its product is annotated as phosphatidylinositol transfer protein beta isoform. The record is from RefSeq and is a predicted model, not a curated record. Gene Ontology annotation, cellular component: cytoplasm. Gene Ontology annotation, molecular function: phosphatidylcholine intramembrane carrier activity; phosphatidylcholine binding; phosphatidylinositol transfer activity. The coding region runs from base 46 to 861 and encodes 271 amino acids. Gene Ontology annotation, biological process: phospholipid transport. Lineage: Eukaryota; Metazoa; Chordata; Actinopteri; Carangiformes; Carangidae. The transcript is spliced from 11 exons.